ACAAUCACAGCUUAAAAGUUUCCAUGCAACUUUAACAUCUGUGCAUUCUUGGUGAUAGUGUUAAACAGCAUUUCACCAAAAAUGUCUGGUGUAGCGUCUACCCUCGCCAAAAAAAGGGCACUGGCCGCAGGAUUUGGCACCAACGCUAAUGCUGUGAAAUACCUCAAUCAGGACUUUGACACGCUCAGAGCCCAAUGUUUGAGUCAAGGUGGACUAUUUUCGGAUCCAACUUUUCCAGCCGCACCCGAAUCGUUGGGUUUUAAAGAACUCGGCCCUAGCUCGUCUAAAACUAGAGGAGUGGUAUGGAAAAGGCCUAGAGAGUUGUGCUCACAUCCAGAGUUCAUUGUUGGAGGUGCCACCAGAACGGAUAUCUGUCAAGGAGCUCUAGGUGACUGUUGGCUUUUGGCUGCCAUUGCCUCUUUGACCCUUAAUGAGGAUGUCUUGGCCAGAGUGGUUCCCAGCGGGCAGGGCUUUGGAGACACUUACGCUGGAAUUUUUCACUUUCAGUUUUGGCAGUUUGGCGAGUGGGUGGAUGUUGUCAUUGAUGACAGGCUGCCAGUGAAAGAUGGAGAGCUGCUCUUUGUCCACUCUGCUGAGGGGACGGAGUUCUGGAGCGCCCUGCUGGAGAAGGCCUAUGCCAAGGUGAAUGGCUGCUACGAGGCCUUGUCUGGGGGCUCCACCACGGAGGGCUUUGAGGAUUUUACCGGGGGCAUUGCUGAGAAUUACGAUCUGAAGUCAGCUCCCACAAACAUGUUCCAGAUUAUCAGGAAAGCUCUGGAUGCUGGAGCUCUGCUUGGAUGUUCCAUUGACAUUACCAGUGCCUCUGAUUCGGAAGCUGUCACUCGCCAGAAGCUGGUGAAGGGCCACGCCUAUUCCUUAACAGGAGCUGUUGAGGUGAACUACCGUGGAGGAAAGGAGAAGCUGAUCAGGAUGCGUAACCCCUGGGGUCAGGUGGAGUGGACUGGGGCAUGGAGUGACGGUUCUUCAGAGUGGAACUAUGUUGAUAGCUCUGAGCGUCCAGUGAUCAAAGCAGAAGAUGGAGAAUUCUGGAUGUCUUUCAAUGAGUUCCUGAGGAACUACUCUCGUAUAGAAAUCUGCACGCUGACACCGGACACCAUCACCGAUGACUCGGUGAAGCACUGGAGUGUGUGUAACUACAACGGCAGCUGGAGGAAGGGCUCCACGGCGGGGGGCUGCAGGAACCAUCCUUACACCUUCUGGAUGAACCCUCAGUUUGUGAUCAGGCUGGAUGAGGAAGAUGAUGACCCAGAUGACAACGAAGUAGGCUGCAGCUUUGUAGUGGGCCUCAUCCAGAAAAAUCGUCGCAAAUUGAGGAAAGUAGGCGAGGACAUGCACACCAUUGGUUUCGCCAUCUACGAGGUUCCAGCACAGUUUCAUGGCCAGAGGGAGGUUCACUUGGAUAAAAACUACUUCCUGACACACGCUCAGAAGGCUCGGUCAGAAACGUUCAUCAACCUGCGAGAGGUCAGCACACGAUUCAAGCUGCCGCCUGGGGAGUACCUCAUCGUCCCCUCCACCUACGAUCCGCACCUGAACGGUGACUUCUGCAUCCGCGUCUUUUCCGAGAAGCAGACGGAGACAGUACCCUGUGAUGAUCCUGUGGAAGCAGUAUUGGAUGACGAUGUUGUGUCUGAUGCUGAGGUGGAUUCUGGGUUUAGAGGGUUGUUUACAAAGCUGGCUGGAAAAGACAUGGAGAUCUCUGCAACGGAGCUGCUAACUAUUUUGAAUAAGAUUGUUGCCAAACGAACUGACAUUAAAACAGACGGCUUUAGUCUCGAAACCUGCCGAGUCAUGGUGAAUCUCAUGGACAAGGACAGUGGAAAUGGAAAGCUGGGUCUGGGGGAGUUUGCAACUCUUUGGAAGAAGGUGCAGACAUACCUGGGUAUCUAUAAGAAGAAUGACAUGGACAACUCAGGCACCAUGAGUUCACCUGAGAUGCGUAUCGCCUUGAAGGAAGCAGGUUUUAAACUGAAUAACCCCAUCUACCAGCUUCUGAUAGCUCGCUAUGCUGAACCAGACAUGACCAUUGACUUUGACAACUUUGUGGCAUGCCUCAUGCGCCUGGAAAUGAUGUUCAGAGUCUUUAAGAAGAUUGAUGCACAUGAGACUGGCUUCAUAGAGCUUGACUUCCAACAGUGGCUUAACUUUUCAAUGAUCUAGAAGACCCUUAAACCACCCGGAAAGACGGGAAGCUAAAGAAAAAGUGUAAAGAACAAGUGUUAAACACCUAAAUAGGUAACACAUGACAGCUGUUAUUUCACAUUUUUGGGGAUUUUAUAAAAAUGUUGCAUGGUUUGUUAAGUUUGAAAACAUUACUUAUUCCUGAUAUAGUUCAUGUAGUCUACGACACAAGUACCAAUCUAGAACAAUCAAUUUGUUCUGUACCUUUUUUAAAGGCCAAACUUUGUGUUUUGUCAGAUAUGUAAUAUGAUUUACGUCUCACUCUCACGUCUUACUCAAUUCUUAAGAUUUGGUUUUCAAAUGUUUAUGUGCUUAAUUUACUAUAUUGCAGAGAUCUAUUAUGAUAAGUUUACCAGAAACAUACAGUAUUUGUUCAAGCAUUAGUGCUCCAUGGGACCAUGAGUCAGCAUCUGAAUACAAUAACUAAGGACAAUCUUGUGUAAAACUAUGGCAUUUAUUCAUCCUUCUUCAAAUAAACAAUUUGUUAAACUA
Osmerus eperlanus (European smelt) is the source of this 2694-nucleotide messenger RNA. Its product is annotated as calpain-2 catalytic subunit-like. The record is from RefSeq and is a predicted model, not a curated record. NCBI's taxonomy places the organism in Eukaryota, Metazoa, Chordata, Actinopteri, Osmeriformes, Osmeridae. Gene Ontology annotation, cellular component: cytoplasm. Gene Ontology annotation, biological process: proteolysis. The transcript has 21 exons. The coding region runs from base 82 to 2181 and encodes 699 amino acids. Gene Ontology annotation, molecular function: calcium-dependent cysteine-type endopeptidase activity; calcium ion binding.